This is a messenger RNA of Strongylus vulgaris, 492 nucleotides long. The record is from the annotation of a GenBank genome assembly. NCBI's taxonomy places the organism in Eukaryota, Metazoa, Nematoda, Chromadorea, Rhabditida, Strongylidae.
AUGCUCGAUACUCCCAGCCAAUUAAGCUUGGAAGCUUUGGAGCAGAAUAUUCGUACCAUCGCCGAAGCUGUGCUAGGUCACAUGCUUUCAAUCCCGGAAGGUGGAUAUUCAACAGAUCCACGAGUUUCUGCUGACACCUCUCUAUUGUCUCGCGACGCUGUUGAUCGGCAACGCCUUGCGCAUGCCAUUCGACAAUUCGCAACGCGACCGCGACCGAUUGCUGACGAAGCGGCAACUGUGGCCUGCGCUGCAAACUUGGCUGUCGCAGUGGGAAACUAUGCCAAGGUCACAGUGUCGCAAGUGUCGAUGCAUGAAGUGCAGAUCUGGCCUGGAGUGUCGGAUCGACUGAUGGCUGAACGGGUGAAGCCAGCAGUGUUUGAUCUCGUCAUCGCCGGAGGCGUCUUUGCCUAUCUGGCUGUAUUUUAUCAUCUAGUUAGCCGAGCUCAGCGAGUGCUCGAAGGUGCUAUGCUCAAACUGCGAAAACGAGUGUAA